UGUUGGUUCACGAAGAUAAUGUCGUUCGUGUUGAAGGUUUAGGUAUGGUUGUGGACGUGCGUAUUGUCACGUGCUCAAUAUGCUUUGGCGCCAGUUGACUGUUGAGAUUUAACAACUCUUCAGGCUUUGAGUCUCUUAGUCUCUUCCUAAACUGAUUCUUCCCGUUCAUUGUCCUUGCCGACAUGGAUGGCCCUCCUCCACAAGAAGAGGACUUUUCUUCGAUUCCUGUUGCUGAACGACUGGCUCACAAAAAUUGGAAAGCCCGAGUCAGCGCCUACGAGACCCUUCUGAAGACAUUUCAAAAUACCGCAUCCGAUACCGAUCCCGCAUUCAAACCUUACACCAACAACCCCGAUUUGCUGAAGAGGAUAGCCACAGACUCCAACGCUGUCGCGCAGGAAAAGGCCAUCGAAUGUUUGGUGGCAUAUGUCAAAUUUGCAGGAGAAACUGCCGCAAAGACACGGGAAGUCGUGUUGCCUGCACUAGUCGAUAAGUGUUACGGAUCGUCGAGAGCAGGGACCAAGGCAAAUGCUUUGGAGUUGACGCUUCAAUACGUGGAAAUAGAAAACAGUGGAACUGGUGUUGUGAGCGAUAUUCUCCCCGGGUUGAGUGCGAAGCAGCCUAAGACUAUUGCUGGAUGUAUAGUAGCCCUGAAGGAAAUAAUCAGAUUAUUUGGUAUCCAAACCACACCUCCCCCUCCUUUGCUCAAAGCAUUACCAAAAAUCUUUGCCCAUAGUGACAAAACUGUGCGCGCUGAAGGCACUCUCCUCACUCACGCCUUGUACCAAUACAUCGGUCCUGCAAUAGAGACAUGGCUCGCAGACCUGAAGCCGGUGCAAGUGAAGGAACUGAAGGAAGCAUUCGAGAAUAUGGAGAAGGAAGGGAAAGGCAAAGGAACAUUGAAACCUGAGCGGUUGACGAGAGCACAAGCACGUGAAGCGGAAGCCACGGCUGAGAAUGACGGUGAUGGAGAUAAUGAACAGACACUAGAUGGUGCAGGCGAUGAUGUAGAUGCCAACUUCGAUCCUCGUGCCUUCGCAGAACCGGAGGACAUUGUUUCUAAACUCCCCGCUUCGCUUUCCACCGCGCUAACAUCUUCCAAAUGGAAGGAAAGGAAGGAAGUUCUUGACGAACUUCAGGCUGUUCUAAACGCAACUCCCCGCAUCAAAGAUGCACCUGCGCUGGGGGAUUUAGCUAAAUCAUUAGCAGCCAGAGUCCAAGCCGAUGCUAACAUCAACUGUGUUAUGACGGCUGCUGCGUGCUUGGAGGCUCUGGCGAAGGGUAUGUCGGCCUCAUUCUCUCGAUUCCGAGAGACUGUUGUACCUCCAAUGCUUGAGCGGUUGAAAGAACGGAAGGCUACGGUGACGGAUGCUAUCGGAACCGCGUUGGACGCCGUGUUUUUGACUACUACUCUCUCCGACAUCAUACCUGACCUCGGUCCCGCGCUUGGGCACAAGAAUCCACAGGUGAAAGAAGGCACUUUGAAAUUUCUUCGCCGUUGUCUCGCCAUCUCCAGAACACCCAUCCAACCUCCUCAAGUCAAACCACUCGCCGAAACUUUGGCCUCUAUACUGGAAGAUAGUUUCGAGGGCUGCCGGAAUGAAGCCGCGAACUGCUUGGGAACUUUGAUGAAAAUGGUGGGAGAGAGAUCGUUGAACGCAGUCAUUGAUUCUUUGGCCGAUGUUAGAAAGGCCAAAAUCAAGGAAGCAUUUGAAAAGGCUACUGUCAAAUGCAAAGUUGGCGGUGCUGCUCCGCCUACGAUGAAGCCUGCUGCUCCUCUCGCAAAAAAGGCUCCUCCAAAGAUUGCUCCGCCAAUGAAAGAAGAACUUUUAAUAGAUGAUGUCGAACCGCCAAAGAAAGUUGCCAAACCUCCUGCAAGAUUAAUGACUCAGAAAGCGAAACCCAGUGUUCCCUCCGGAACUUCGUCUGUCCCCCCCUCUGCUCCUCCACCCAAGAAACCACCGCCAGCUACCGGUGCCAAGCCUGCAAAAUCUACAGCGCCAGCAGCUCCUGGUGCUUUGGAUACUUUCAAAUACAAACACACACCGGAGGACGCCGAGACUUUGGCUGCCGACUUAAUUACUGCAUCUAUCUUAACCGACUUGGGAGAUGCAAACUGGAAAACACGAUUAGCUGCUCUUGAUGAAAUGAGCGCUUGGUUAGAUGGUGUAAUCGUAAACGUUGAUUCAGAAGUGAUGAUUCGUCUUUUAGCGAAGAAGGGAUGGGCGGAAAAGAACUUCCAGGUUUCAGCGAAAAUAUACGGUAUCUGCUCUAUGUUAGCAGAACACUCUACAACCUUUGGUAGAUCGUGUGUCGCCAUUUGUGUGCCGCAUAUGGUCGAAAAAUUAGGAGAUAUGAAGUUGAAGAAACCUGCUGGUGACGCACUGCUUUUAUUUAGCGAGAAGACUUCCCUGCAGUUCGUUCUCAAUCAAGCUUAUGAGCCUCUGUCUAAGCAGAAAGCACCGAAAGUCCUCGCAGACGCUAUUGCCUGGAUCAACUCUGCCCUAACCGAUUUCGGGAUUGUUGGUUUGUCACUUCGCAGUCUCAUCGAUUUCUUGAAAACUGCGCUUCAAAACUCUAACGCUACUGUUCGCACAAGCGCAACGAAAACUUUAGUAACCAUGAAGCUUUUUGCAGGUUCCGGCAUCAAGGACCUGCUCGAGGACUUGAAUCCCCAGUUACUGAAUACUAUCAGUUCGGAGUUCGAUAAAGUCGAAGGCAUUGCACCCUCAGAACCCACACGACUAUCAGCAGAUGUAGCAGCCGCACCUACGGCCACUUCGCAAUCUGGUGGAACUGGUAGCGACGCGUUAGACGAGCUUUUCCCCCGUGUUGAAAUCGAUGCGCUGCUGAAAGGCACAACUAUUUUGGCGGAUGCUAAAAACGAAGCUUGGAAGACAAAGAAAGAAGCGUUAGAAACUUUGCAAGGCAUUCUGGAUCAGGGCAGUAAUAAGCGCUUAAAACCAAACAUGGGUGAAAUUGCUCAAGUGCUCAAAGCAAGAGUAGUCGAUACCAAUAAAUCUGUACAAUUACUCGCAUUGGAUAUUGUUGCUCGAAUUGCGACUGGGAUGGGGAAACCGUUCGAGAAACAGAACCGUUUCUUCGUUAUUCCUAUAGCAACAGUUCUGGCAGAUCAGAAGGCUCCAAUUCGUUCCGCUGCUCUCACAACUUUGACUUGCAUAGCCAAUGCAUGCGAAACACUGGACUCUCUGGUACCAGGUAUUGCUUCCGGGCUUGAAACCGCCAAUCCUCUGCAAAAAGCAACUUUGCUGCAUUGGAUCUCCGAUUGGUUCAAAGAACACGAACCCACUCCUGGUCUGGAUCUUAGCGGCUGGGCUGCUCCUAUUGUGUCUUCCCUCGAUGAUCGCAAUGGAGACGUACGUAAAGGGGCACAGGCAUUGCUUCCUGUGCUGAUUACAUGUGCUGGUUUCGAUUAUGUGUUGCAACAAACCAAUUCUCUAAAGCCAGCAUCAAGAACAUCUGCAGCUCCACUAAUCCAGGCUGCACGUCCCCUCGCCCCCGUAGAGCCUCCUGCCGCUCCAGCCAGUAAAGGCAAAGCUUCUGCGCCUCCGUUCCAGUCACAGGCUUCCUCCCCUCGAUCCGAAUCACCUGCGAUAACUGAGAACCCCCCAUCCAAAUCGGUCAAAUUGACUGGGGUACGCCGAAAACUUCCUUUGGGUAGCACACGUCGACCGGAAUCGAGGUCGGAAACUCCCGUCGAAGCUACUGCUUCCAAGUUAGCCAAACCUCCCGCUGGACUCAAGCGACCAGGUCCCCUGGCGUCGUCCGCCGUCAAAGGUGCACCUAUAGCGGCGUCACCAGCGUCGCCAUCACUUUCUCUUCCAUUCUUCAGCUCAAAUGUCGAAGCAAGGAAAAGUCGCUGCAAUCGGGAUCCUGGUAGAUGGAUCAAUGAAAGUGGCACAACAAGAAAGGACCUCGCCGAUUUGUUAUGCAGUCAAAUGGAAGGGCAUGCUUCAAAGGAGGUCAUUUCUCGCCUGUUUAGCCACGAUCAUAAUGCCAUAAACGACCACAUUGCAGGAAUUAAUAUGCUCUGCGAUAUGUAUAACUUGGCGCAAGGUGCAGAUGAAACAGUGGAAGCAGUUUGCCUCGCCAAUUUCGAUCUCCCUCUGAAGUAUGCCUCCAUCAAGGCCCACGAACCUCAACCGAGCUUGAUAUCCAAGUGCUUGGAGCUAGUCGAAACCGUAUUGGCCUUUCUCCGCAACAUUAAUUAUCAGUUAACUGAUAAUGAAGCAUUGUGCUUCAUACCGACUAUCAUUUUCAAGCUCGGGGAUGCUCGCGAACAAGUUCGUGUGCGCGUGCAGAACAUGAUACAGUCGUUACCAAAAGUAUAUGCCUAUAGCCAUGUCUUUCAAUUGCUACUAGAACACGGAUUGAAGUCGAAGGUAGCAAAAACUCGCCAAGGAACUCUCGAUGAGCUAGCUACGUUGCUCAAGAAGUCCGGAAUCAGUGCUUGCGACCCAUCUAAAGCAUUCCCAUUGAUUUCAUCUAUGAUAUCAGACAAAGAUUCAUCGGUCCGUAAAUCCGCUUUGACUGUUUUGAGCGAAGGCUACACUAUCAUAGGUGAAAAGGUGUGGACUUACGUCGGUCAUCUCCCUCCCAAGGACAAAACACAAUUGGAAGAACGUCUACGUCGAGUUGCUGGUCCAAGCUCUCACGAUAAGCCUCACACUCUGGUCGCUCCGCAGAUUGGUCGUAUCGCAGGUAGUGGUCUACCCCGUCCUAGUUCUCCUGCGUUCUCAAGCAGAGUUGGAAACAUACCACGCCCAGCAAGCCCCGCAGUUGGAGCCUCCAGAUUAGCUCGACCUCCUUCGCCAGCACAUACGCGCUCAACGUCACCUACGCAAUCUAAUCGAGUACCUUCCCCAUCGUUCAGUAUGAAAGGUCCGACAACAUCUCAUCUCCCUGGUCCCUCUCAAUCAUCUACGCCACUGUCUCCUACGAUCGCCAAUCGAAAGCCUACAUUACCAUCGCGCCUCGGCCGGCCCAAGUCGCACUUUUCUCACCCUUCCGACUCCCAUUUGACUUUGACAAAUGAAAAACCCCUCCUCGACAAAAAUAUUAACGGUGGGGACGAGGAUCCAGACGACCUACAACCAGCUGGAUCUGAUGACAUCACCCUCACAAUAUCAAGUAUCUUGAGUAGCGAUCCUUCGCGGUCGGUCGACGCGCUAAAAAAAAUCCAGAAAAUACUUAGUGUGGGACCCGAAGGAUGCAACAGCUCACCACUGUACAGGGAUCUUGCAGAGCAUACUGAAGGUCUAAUUGAGACAAUAACGCUCCAGAUGGCCCACAUUUUCGAGCGUCCUGAAGACAUCGCAUCAGAAGAAAAUUUUAGGCUCGCCAAACACCUCAUCCAAACGCUCAAUAACUUCUGCGACCAUCCGCUACUAGCAGAAUCAUUGACCAUUGAUAUUCUGACGUCUCUUCUAGAGGAACUGACGUUGAGGUUGUUAGAAACAGAUGACAGUAGUGUGAAACAAGUCAAGGAUUUAUCGCGCUUUAUCAACAUGAUAAUUCUUCGUUUGUUUGCCACCGGCCGCAGAAUGUCUGUUUUCCGGGCUUUGUUUGCGCUCUUGCUUCAAAUUGUGAAGCCCUUUCCAAGCAACCGCACCACAACAGAUUCACAAGAGGCCAAAGUCGCUGAACUAGUACUGAAGUGUGUCUGGAAGCUGGCACGUAGUAUUCCACAGGAUCUGAAUGAGCGCAAACUUGAUCCAGUCGAGCUAUUUCCGGCUAUUGAGCACUUCCUUCAAUCCGUCCCUCCUAACGAAUGGCGAGCUAGAGCAACGAACAAAGUACCAUGCGGAGACAUGCCAUUGCGAACUAUCAAAGUGAUUAUACAACAUGUAGUUGCACAUUAUGGGGACGAUGUCUACGACCUACUAUCCGCCUCCUUUGAUGAUCCCUCUGCGACAAUCGUGUAUCCAUACGUUUAUCGUAUUUUAAAUUCAAGCAGUGCACAUGCUACCUCCGAACCUCCGCAGAAUGGGCAUGACGAUCUCGACCGGCGUUCGCGUCCAGUGUCAACAACAUCCAGUCGUCCUAUAUCUCCUCAAACAGCAUCUUCUGCUACCUCCGGUGGACUCCGACAAUCUCCUGGUCGUCGUGAUAGUCCCUUACCGGCAAGUGGGAAUGGCUAUGCUCCCGUUGAAGAACCUGAUCCUGAUGCCCAAUUGCUUGUCAUCAUCGGCCAUAUAUCGAGCGAGACCACUGGUGCACUGCACAAAGAAGGUAUCACCGAACUUCAUCACUUUUUGAAGGCAUAUCCACACAAGCGUCCUCGAGUAGAGAAAAUGCUGGAAUCAACUGGAGCUGCAUUUAGAAAGUACAUCAACCGUGCACUAGCAAGUCGUGCAGCGGAAGAUCAGGAAAGAGGCGUUGCAGUUGCGGAUACCUUGUCAAAGCUGGAAUCAAAUCAUCAAGAGCCUCCCUCUUCGCCCAUUCAUAGCGAUUCGGCUCCUCAGUCACCGCGUAGAGUCAGUGGGGGGGCGGCAGAGGAUAAAUUGUCUCGUUUGCACGAUAUUUUCCAAUACCGUUCUAGCACUGUGAGCAAUGGCUCCUCCCAGGGACCUGCCCCUACACGGACUUCGGCCGGCUAGUCUUCAUUCGUCGCUUUCUGAUAUCACAGUGUCUACCCAUUUUCUAUAGCUAAUUGUAGUUGACUAAAAAUCAAAAUUAAACCCUAACCAUGAGCUUCUACAUGAG
This is a messenger RNA of Lentinula edodes (shiitake mushroom), 6726 nucleotides long. Its product is annotated as ARM repeat-containing protein. The record is from RefSeq and is a predicted model, not a curated record. Gene Ontology annotation, cellular component: kinetochore; microtubule plus-end; spindle pole body. Gene Ontology annotation, molecular function: microtubule plus-end binding; microtubule plus end polymerase activity. Gene Ontology annotation, biological process: microtubule polymerization; establishment or maintenance of microtubule cytoskeleton polarity; mitotic spindle organization. The coding region runs from base 183 to 6620 and encodes 2145 amino acids. The transcript has 15 exons. Lineage: Eukaryota; Fungi; Basidiomycota; Agaricomycetes; Agaricales; Omphalotaceae.